Molecule: messenger RNA, 1281 nt
Organism: Guillardia theta CCMP2712
Lineage: Eukaryota; Cryptophyceae; Pyrenomonadales; Geminigeraceae
Exons: 12
Coding region: 1-1281 (426 amino acids)
Source: RefSeq, a predicted model, not a curated record
AUGUCGAAGCAGGCAGCAGCCACGGGAAGGGAAGGGGAGGAGGAGGAGGCUGCGGGGAAGAAGAAGGGAGCUCGCAAGGGGCGGAAGCAGGUCGUGAUUGAUGAAGAUCAGAUGAAACAGGAGCUCCAAGGCGUCGACAUCCUGAAGCUCGGAAAGGCAGAGGUAAAGAAGUUGGAGGAAGAAGGAGAUCACCAUGAUCACCAUGCUGACCAUGACGAACAUCAGCAGCCGUCAGGCGGAUUGAUUGUCAGCAUGCUCUCUUUCUUCCUUCGGCGCGAACCGGAGGCAGCAUUGCCAUGGCAGAUAUCAAGGAGAGAGGAGAUCGAAUCCUUGAUUGCUUCCAAGUCGUCAUGGUUGAUCAAGGCGUUUGGACAGAAGUACUGGUACAGCAAGAACACCAACACCAAGAUCCAGUACUGGGGCGAAACUACCAUCGAUGGCCAGAGAGUGAACAGGGGCAUCUGCGCAUGGCCAGACCCGCCGCUAGGAGGAGGAGAGAGCUACUACGGGCUGUGGAUGCAUGACCUGCCCGACAACUACGGGGUUUUCUGUUGGUUCGAUGGGGACUGCUACCUGGGGCAGUGGCACCACGGCAAGAUGGAGGGGUACGGGGUGUACGUGUACGGGAAGAAGAGUCCCUACGCGUCUCAUCGGUACGAGGGCUCCUACCAUGCCGGGAGGCGGCAGGGGACGGGGAUCUACAUGUACAACUCCAAGGAGAAAGGAGUGUACAUCGGAGAAUGGCUGCGGGGACAGAUGAACGGGCUGGGGAUCUUGCUCUACGUGGACGACGAGUACUACAUCGGUGGAUGGUUCAAAGACCAGAAGCACGGGCUGGGGGUUUACCAGUGGGGUCAGUCCCAUGGCGCGGCGGCAGGAGACAAGUAUGAGGGGUACUUCAAGCUCGGGAAGGCGCAUGGGAACGGGAAGACCACUUAUCAGGACGGGGGUGGCAUAUGCCUUGGGGACGGGGCGCGGGAGGUUCAGAUCUACAACAUGGGGGAGUACAAAGGUUCGAGGGAGUACGACUUGUCGAAGGACUGGUCAGAGCUGGAGGCAGCGGGGGAGAUCUCAGCUCGAGAAGGCGGCAACGCAGCUCGGAUGGCACGAGAGAACAUCGGACGGGUGACAGAGAUCGGGAGGCGAGCUAAGAUCUCCCAACGGCUCGCCCAGCAUCAUGCGAGGGAGGCCAAAUUCUUCGCCAAGGCCUCCAUAAGGUAUCGCAAGUUCCGAGAAGCCUGGAUGGGGUUGAAGAAGUACAUCGUGAUAGACGAGGACUAG